AAUCAUGCAGAGGUCGCUAAUGAGCUGCUGUUGAUUAAUGAGAACGCUUGGUGAGUGUGAGCCACAUCUGCAGCGAGGAAACGAAUACAUGGCUUCAGUUCAGGAUAAAGUUGCUGCAUUAAAUAUUGUGGGGAAAUUCUACAGUCCCCUCAACACACCUCUUGAUCACAGAUUGAUCAACAGAACUCAAGAUGUACAAACCAACAAGGUUGAAAAGAAAGAAAUCUGGAGCCACGUCAUCGCUGCUCUACAAGCCCAAGUGAAGGUCAAGAAACGCAGGCAGCAUCUGAGAUCUCACGAUAACUGCUUUCUGGGCUCCAAUGCAGUGGAUGUUAUCCAGGAUUAUCUGACCCAGAAUAAGGUUCUUGGAGAUGCCCAGGUCUCCAGAGCCAUGGUGUCGAGGCUGUGCCAGGUGCUGUUGGACUGUAAGGUGUUUGAGGUGGUGGGAACCAAAGUUUUGGGGAAGACCAGUAAACCAGCAGGCUUCCAGGACAGCAGCAGCAGUCUCUACAGAUUCCUAAACAUGGAGGAUCCAUGCCUGGAUGUGUUGGAAAUGGCGCUUUUCCCUCCCAGUGAAGAGAGUUUGAUGAACGUCACACCAUGCAGGCAGGACAUCCUGUUAUUCUCUCAUAGUACACCUGUGAAACCAGACCACGUGCUGGAUCGUCUCAUGGAGAAGCUGGACUUGACCGGACUUGUCGGUUCUCCUCCCACUGAAUGUCUUCCUCCAUCUGUGGUCAGAGAGGUGUGGCACGAGCAGACCGUACGGAAGCUGUCUCAGCUGAUAGAUCUCCCCCUGCUGGAGGGAGUGCUGAACUGCGCAAAGAUUGUUUCGCCCCCCUCUCGUGGCAGUAAUAGUGAGCCUGACCUUCUCUACACCAGCAACUACCUCGAACGAGAGGUUCUCAAGGCCUUAAAAGAAUCACAAGCUGAUGUUUGGCUGUCGGCAGCCAUAGACGUGCUGGAUUUCCUUCCGGAUCAGCUUGUGGUGGAGGUGAGCAGAGAGCUGCCCAAGUUCUCCUGUGAGGAAGAGGAUGGCCAGGGGAUGGAUGAAUGUAAACUACUGCUGUUCCAUGUGCUGGACAAACACUACGGACACAUGGAGCGCAAGCCUCUCCUCUGUGACAGCAUGGCAGACGUCUACACUGAGAUCAUGGAACUCCUGAUGAAUGGGAAGUUUGAACAAGCGUUGGAAGUCCUGCAGCUGACGCUGAAGCUGCUGUCUGCGUCUGCACGCGAGGAACUGCGCAGGCUGCUGGAGUUUAUGGCCACAGCUGCAGAUGCUGCAAACGUCCAGCUGCACAAAGAAAUUGAAAAUCGAAUGGCUGUGAAGAAGACAUUCACCAGAGCCAUCAUCCAGAGCAAGAGUCUGACGAAAGAAAAGACAGACCUGCUGAUGCUCUUCAUGCUCGACAACCACCAGGAAAUCUUCAAGAUUCCAGGUUCUCUUCACAAAUUGGUCAGUGAGAAACUGGAUGACAUUAUGAAACACGGAGAUCCUUCCAAAACUGAUACCCCGUUUUGUCAGCGAGUGCCAAGAGACAUGUACACAGAGACCAUAAAGGACUCGACUAAAAAUGAGCUGUACUCUCUCUUGAAAAACAUUGACGAAAACACCAAAUACUCCCUGAAAGAGAAGAAACGACUCCUGGUGCAGUUUUAUAAGGGCCAUCCAGACAUCUUCAUGCAGUAUUUUGGGUCUAGACCGUCUAGACUAAGCACAUUAAACCUACUUGAAGUUUAAGUUCACUUUGUCCUGUACAUGUACUUGUACUUUUUUGAAUGUUUGUAUCCAAAUAAAUAAAAAUAAACACAUUUAAGUGUCAAAUAAGAAUGUAGUAUGUGUAUUUGAAUAGCAUAAAUUUGUUAUGCCACCACCUUAGAGGGAUGGGCCUACAAGUACAUUUGCUUCAUAAAUAAUACUAAAAAUACUCCUAUAGAAGUGGGUAUGUUACACAGAAAUGAGUUGUUAUAUAU
Sinocyclocheilus anshuiensis is the source of this 1977-nucleotide messenger RNA. Its product is annotated as DEP domain-containing protein 7-like. The record is from RefSeq and is a predicted model, not a curated record. NCBI's taxonomy places the organism in Eukaryota, Metazoa, Chordata, Actinopteri, Cypriniformes, Cyprinidae. Gene Ontology annotation, biological process: intracellular signal transduction. The transcript has 9 exons. Bases 38 to 1744 code for a protein of 568 amino acids.